Messenger RNA from Rotaria sordida, 855 nucleotides. NCBI's taxonomy places the organism in Eukaryota, Metazoa, Rotifera, Eurotatoria, Philodinida, Philodinidae. The record is from the annotation of a GenBank genome assembly.
AUGCAGAAUAUAGACAUAACUCAAUUGUCGAUUGAAACAGAUGUACGUUGUGCUUUAAAAGAAGAUAUUGGUGAUGGUGAUGUGACUGCACAACUUAUUCCAUUAGAACAAAUAUCAAAUGCUACGGUUAUUACUCGUGAAGUAGCAAUUAUUUGUGGAAUUUUAUGGUUCAAUGAAGUUUUCCGUCAACUUGAUUCUGAUAAUAAUAUAAUUAUUAAAUGGAAUGUAAAAGAUGGUGAUCGUGUACAACCAAAUGAUAUUUUAUGUACAUUAAAAGGACUAUCUCGAAUAUUACUUACUGGUGAACGAACAGCUCUUAAUUUUCUUCAAUUACUCUCAGGUAUUGCUACUCGAUGUCGUUAUUAUGCUGAUUUAGUUCAAGGAACUAAUGUUCAAAUACGUGAUACACGUAAAACAAUACCAGGUUUACGUCUUGCUGAAAAAUAUGCUGUUACUCAAGGUGGUUGUUAUAAUCAUCGUUUAGGACUUUAUGAUGCUUUUCUUAUAAAAGAAAAUCAUAUAGCUGCAUGUGAUAAUAGUAUUGAAAAAGUUAUAAAACGUGCAUAUGAAAUUUCAUCAAAUAAACCAAUUGAAAUUGAAGUUGAAAAUCUUGAUGAAUUACAACAAGCACUCAAUGCUAAUGCAAAUAUGAUUUUAUUAGAUAAUAUGAAUUUAGAUGAAAUACGUCAAGCAGUUCAAAUUACUAGUGGACGUGCUAAACUUGAAGCAUCCGGUGGUAUUAAUGAAACAAUAUUACGUGCAGUAGCAGAAACUGGAGUGGAUUUUAUUGCACUGGGCACCUUAACAAAAGAUAUCAAGGCAAUUGAUUUAUCAAUGCGAUUCCAACCUCAAUAA